Messenger RNA from Drosophila albomicans, 1777 nucleotides. RefSeq lists its product as uncharacterized. The transcript has 3 exons. The record is from RefSeq and is a predicted model, not a curated record. Gene Ontology annotation, biological process: DNA-templated transcription initiation. Gene Ontology annotation, cellular component: transcription factor TFIID complex. Lineage: Eukaryota; Metazoa; Arthropoda; Insecta; Diptera; Drosophilidae. Bases 107 to 1771 code for a protein of 554 amino acids.
AAUGAAUUGUGCAUAAGAAAAACGCAUUGUGCACCUUGCAUUAGAUAAUUAAGGAAAGGAAUUCGGUUGCCCGCAGCAAUCAACCCCUAUCACAUACUUGAGCGUUAUGAACAACACGAAGAUGGAGGUGUCUAAUGAAGAAGCUAUGGAAGUGCCUAAUGAGCAGGUUAUGGCGGUAUCUAGCGAGCAGGUUAACAAAGAUUCCAACGAACAGUCUAAAGAGGUAUUCAACGAGGAGCCUAUGCAGGUGUCCAGUGAGCAGCCUAUGAAGCUGAUCCAUGAUCAGCCCAUGAAGCAUUUUAUGGAAAUGUCCGUCGAGAAGUCUAUGAAAAUGUCUCGUGAGCAGCCUGUGAAAAUGCCUAAACUGCUGCCUAUAAAAGUGGGCGAUGAGCAACCUAUGGAUUUGUCCAAUAAGCUACUUUUAGGGGUGACCAAUGAGCAACCUUUCAAGAUGCCCUUUGAGCAGUCUUUGAUGCUGACCAACAACCAACCUUUGAAGGUACCUAACAAUCAUCGUGUAGAGGUGUCGAACAUAAAACCCAUUGAAGAAGUCAACGCACCAACUAAUGAAGCAGCCGAUGAAUUGAUGAUCAAUUUAAAUGAUGAACCCAUGGGGCAAUCUAAUAAAAACCCCAAUGAAAAACUCGAGCAGAAAACUGUUGAAGAACUUAUUCAGCAACGUGAUAAAGUCAGCCUGAAAGCUUACGAAGACAGUCAGAAAUCUUUACGAUUUACCUACCGGACAGCUUCCUCACUAAUCGGAUUGGCAAAUAAAGAAAUCAGGCAGAAUAUUAACAUCGGCCACAAAGCUGCAGAAGAAGUUAGUCAGCAACUUGACAGAAAACUCUUAGUGAAUUCGUCUAGAUUAGCUUUGCGGAACGCUUCUGUUCAAAACGAACGAAAGGCAGAUGGAGAAAUCAACCGAAAGUUUGUUAAAGUUUCCACCGAGAAAGCUGCUGAACCGGUCAAAGAGCAGCACAAGGAGAAGCCCAAAGAUCACCCCAAGGAGCUCCCCAAUGUUGAGGCAAACCAGGCGACCGAUGAUGUUCCUCAAGUGUUUCAUCAGCUGCCCAACAACGCUGGCGAGUUGGUUUACGAGGUGCCCAUGCGACACUAUGCCGGCAAGCGUUUGCUCAUCACGGAGUUGAUCGUGCCCGAGAAUAGAGAGGAACGUCGUCCCUCGUACUUUGAUCGCAAGGGCAUUGAGCAGAUGUUGCUCAAGUACAGCGCCAUGGAGAAUGUGUUGCGUCAGGGACCUUUUAACGAGGAGCUUGUGGAUGGCAUAUUGUCCGCCGUGGAGACGUAUGCCAAGUACAUGGUCAAGUCGGUUAUUGAGCUGUGCGAGCAUCGCACUGGCUAUUGGCUUUACAACGAUCCGCGUUGUGUGAUGCAGCACGAUAUGCGCUCAACGAUGAUGUUUCUCAACGAUCGCGAGGCGGCCGAUUUUGGUGGCGCCGAUGACGAAACUCCAGGGCAUCGCAGUCGCUGGAUGAAGAUGAAACGCAAACUUCCGGGCAGCAGUUCGCUGGAACACGAGAUGCGUUUGGAGUCGACCAACACAACGGCUCUCUUGGCUCUGGGCGGACGCAAGCCGACAGCAGCGAGUACCUCCAGAUUUGGCAGUGGAGUUGCCACAGCGUUGCCACCACGUGCACCGCCUUUGCGUGCCAAGCGUGUGGUUGUCAAGGAUAUCGUACAGUUCAUGGAGAACAACAAACGCUAUGCUCGAUCGCAGUUGCUCUACGAAGCCUACUUGACAUACAAUUUGUAGGGACGA